This is a messenger RNA of Alternaria alternata, 1064 nucleotides long. RefSeq lists its product as hypothetical. The transcript is spliced from 3 exons. Lineage: Eukaryota; Fungi; Ascomycota; Dothideomycetes; Pleosporales; Pleosporaceae. Bases 260 to 844 code for a protein of 194 amino acids. The record is from RefSeq and is a predicted model, not a curated record.
GGAGUGGGUGUGCUUGUCAGGCGAGGCAGGAGGGGUGCCCGCGGUAGCCUGGGGUGAAGGUCGGGGGGCAAGGUUGGGGAUAUCUCUGGUCUUGGACGACUUCUUUGAGGAUGCGAAGAAGGAGGGAAGAACCAUGGGGGCGAGCUGCGGAAGGAUAGCGGCCUGGAUGGUGUCACUAGAAAUUUAGUCUGGCUGCAGCGACUGUUGGUUGAGAUCCAGGGCGGAUAAAAAUUAAGCUGGGAUUUUGGUCCUAAAAACGAUGCUAGAAUGUUCCAUAUCAGCGAGGUUAAGCCCGCUAGCACGUCUGCCACAAGGGCAAGCCGCAGCGGACGUGCAUCGGAAGGCUGGGGCUGAUAAUCGCCUACACGCCGCGACGCCAAUCACCUGCAUGAGCGUAGGCGUGCAUUUACUGGCCGCUGUCACUUCGCUCGUGCUGCAGACGCUCUGCAAUUGCCUAUGUCGUUUCACCCUCACUCUACAGCUAUACCUUGCGUGGCGUCUGACUCGCCCAGUUCGCGAAGAGAGGUUGGGAGCCGCAGCGUCAACAGAGAACAACAACACCUUGCAUGGAGGAUGCGCGAAACUCUGCCCACUCCCAACGCUCGCCGUCACAUGUCGGUCGAUGCGUUGGUUUAUCGACGGCCAGCCUGCUUCUUUGUGUGCCAAUGCAAGCGCUUAUCUUAUGACUCGUCAUUGCGGAGAGAAACAUUUGGGGACUGCGCGAUCGGCUGGAUGUUCCCAAACAGAAUUCUUCGAGUUUGGACAGAAUACCGUCCGCGUGCGUCGCCAGCUGACCACCUUACUCCUCCAAGACGGCCCCGCUCCAUCUCACCACAUGCACUAGCCUGGCGAUCCUGGAGCUCUCUCACUGCACUCCUCAUCGUCUGGUUCCACAAAGUCUCAGCCCAUGCCACGUAGAUACUUGUGUAGAGUAUUCAACCCAACUUGACGUCCCAGUCACACUACCGCCGCUCUCUGUCUACCCACCAGUGCCCCUCGCCUCCGUCAUCCCGCUCCGAUACGCACGUGCCACCAGUUACCGGCAUAGCGGCGUCACCUCCAGG